AUGGCUGAUGAUGAUUUUAGUAAACUCUUGCAACAAGCCGAACAGUUAACUACAGAAAUAGAGGGCAAUGAAGAUCUACCAAGAGUGGAAAGAUCAUUGGGGCAGGUGUUGGAAGCUUCUCAUGAACUGUAUUCAAGAGUAAUUCAAUCGGGCUCUAAUGAUAUUCAAGCACAUCUUUUAUUUGGAUCAAAAGGGAUAGAUCUUCAGCAAAUAUCUCAAAAACUUGAAACAUUAUCUUCAAAGAGAACAUUUGAGCCUUUACAACCCAUAGCUGACUCGGAUAUUGAAAGUUUUCUUAAAAAUGAACGAGAAAAUGCUAUUCUAUCUCUUAUUGAUGAAGUUAACAAAAAUUCACUGCAAACAACUGAGGAUCAAAAAUGGGAACACAUGUUAUCAGAAUGGAAUAAGGAAAAGAUAAAACUAAUGAAUGCCAUGAUUGGUCCCUCGCAAAACUGGUUAGAUUUGAAAAGAGCUCCUGAGCCACCUAGCAUAGCUGACACACCCAAAAAGUUUGGUCAUUCCAUGUUAGAUACUAUUGAAUCAGCAUAUGCUAGACAAGUUCAACAGUACAAUAAAUUGGUAUUCCAAGGAGCAAAAUCAAAGACUGCACUGCAUCAUAAAUUUGCACAGGUUGCUGAGGAGUUUAAUGAUUCGAAAGUGAAGGAAAUGUGGGAGAUCAUAAAAACCAUGUCAAAUAUACCUGCACUCGUUAGGGAUGAGGAUCCACUGAAAGUUAGAGGAAACCCAACUAUUCAACAAUGUUUAAUAGCACAGGGCAAGAAAUAUUUAGAAAAAAGAUACAAGCAGUAUAUGAGUGAUGUUGUUCGGGCCAAUCCUGCAGCAGCAAUGCGUGGCGGUGAGCCUGGAACUUUUCCCCUUGUGCGAGGUUUUGUAGGACUACGUCUACAAGGGCAAAGUGCCCAAGGACUUGCAGACGGAGUAAUUGAUGAUAGACCAUUAUGGCCUAUGGUUUAUUAUUGCUUAAGAAGUGGAGAUGCCGGUGCUGCAUUGCAUUGUCUGAGAAAGGCUGGACGUGAACAUGAAGAAUUCAUUGCUGCCCUAGAAGAACACAUGAGAAAUCCUGAGAAAGCACUAAGUGAAAAGUUACAGACAGCAAUCAACUUUCAGUAUAGAAUACAAGUGCGAAACUCAAGUGACCCUUACAAACGUGCCGUAUAUUGCAUAGUGGGAUGCUGUGAUGUUAAUGAUGAGCAUGCUGAAGUGGGUAAAACUGCAGAUGAUUAUCUGUGGUUGAAGUUAUCUAUGAUUAAAGCUAGAAUAAACAAUGAAUCAGAGUCAUUCUCAUACUCAGAUCUACAAAAGAUGAUCUUAGAAGAAUAUGGUGAAACACAUUAUCAUGCUUAUGAGAAACCACUGGUGUACUUCCAAGUGUUAGCUCUGACUGGUCAAUUUGAGCCAGCAAUAGAAUUCCUCUCCCGCAUACCCAGAUACCAAGUUCACGGCGUUCAUAUGGCUUUAGCACUUCACGACGUGUAUAUGAUAGGAACUCCACGCAAUGUACAAGCACCAUUGUUGUCUGUGGAUACGGAUGACCCCAUACCACUUCGUAGGUUGAACUUAGCCAGACUGCUGCUACUCUAUGUAAGAAAGUUUGAACUCUCGGAUCCGUGUGAUGCCCUUCACUAUUAUUACUUCUUGAGGAAUUUAAAGGAUCCCAACGGCAAGAACUUGUUCAUGUGCUGUUGCUCUGAACUAGCUCUGGAGUCCCGCGAUUACGAGCUAGUCUUCGGGAGAAUGGACGUCAAUGGUCUGCGAUCCCCUGGUUUGGUAGAUCAGUUUAACAAUCCACAUAUCGAUACUAAGGUCAUAGCACUCAAUGUGGCUGAAGAACUGGUGAAUAAGGGAUUGUUUGAAGAUGCAAUCACUGUUUAUGACAUUGCUGGGAACAUGGAACGUGUGUUAGAACUAUUCUGCGUACUGUUAGCGCAAGUUGUGAACAGCGGUGGUGGUGUGGGCGGGCUAAGAGAGCGAUUGUCCAUUCUCACGGAACACAUCUCCAAACGGCUCCGGUCUUCUGACGCAGCCUCCUUGCCAGCAGCACUAGUCGAGGCUUACACAAAACUAUGCAAGCUGAUGACUUUCUUUGAUCACUUCCACAACGAAAACUAUGAAGGAGCACUUGAGCGUCUUCGUGAAUGCGAGCUUGUGCCUCUCAGUAACGCGGAACUGGACACUCGGGUGUCGGCUGCCCGAUCUGCUCGCGGCGAACUACUUCGCUGUCUGCCCGCCGUGUUACGUGCAGUCUGCACUAUUCUUAUUGCACAACGACAAAAGUUACGCGCUUCAUACCAUGUGGCAUCGCACACCACAAAUCAGCAAGUGGAAUGGUUACGCGAACAAGCAGAAGUUUUGAACACGUUUGCCGGAAACAUAGCGUACAGAAUGCCCGGCGAUACCUACAGUCAGUUGGCGCAAAUGCAGAUACUUAUGCAUUAA
Messenger RNA from Leptosia nina, 2457 nucleotides. The record is from the annotation of a GenBank genome assembly. Lineage: Eukaryota; Metazoa; Arthropoda; Insecta; Lepidoptera; Pieridae.